AUGACGAUCAAAAACGACGCAAAAUUCUCGUUCAACGAGACAAUCGACACCAAGCCCUACUUCAAGAAGCAAAAUCUGGCCGAGAUGGGAUCAAUCAUCUCAUUCAAACAUUUCAGAAACUUACUCUUCAACCGCGGUAAUCCCGCAAACAUUAAGUUUUGGCUGCUCAGCGAGUCUGUCCACCAUGUCGAAAGGGUUCAAAAGUACAAGAGAUUAUACCUACUACACGAUCAGAACGACCGUGAGACUACGAUUAUGGCGCGAUCAAAGAGCGAUGCCUCAUUGACUUCAAGUGAUGAUCCUGGCGCAUUGUGCAUAUUUAUCGAAAGGCUCAGAAAUUGGGGUCAUGUCUGGAACUCGUCUGGCUAUCUGGACUGGAUAGCCAAAACCCAUCCUUCCUUCGCCAAUAAUACACUUGUCUUUGUGCAAGAUCUGCUACUUCAUAGUCCCAUGGACAUCAACGGGUAA
Penicillium maclennaniae is the source of this 468-nucleotide messenger RNA. RefSeq lists its product as uncharacterized. Bases 1 to 468 code for a protein of 155 amino acids. NCBI's taxonomy places the organism in Eukaryota, Fungi, Ascomycota, Eurotiomycetes, Eurotiales, Aspergillaceae. The record is from RefSeq and is a predicted model, not a curated record. The transcript has a single exon.